AUGGCAUCGACACCAACCCCUGGAACCGUCCUCCUAGUCGACGUAGACGGCCUCUUCAACGACAACCACGCCCCCAAAUCCAGAGACAUAGUCCUCGUCCCUCAACCAACAGACGACCCAGACGACCCCCUCCGCUGGACCACCUCCCGCAAAACAAGAAACAUGCUCUGCGCACUCGCGUGGUGCUUCUUCGACGCCGCCAUCAUCUCCGGCCUCUCACCAGCGUACAUCCUCAUCGAGCAAGACACCGGCAUUUCCAUCGCCGACCUCAGCACCGGAAACGGCAUCCUGUUUCUCUUUCUCGGCUGGGGAACCCUCGUCACGCAGUGCCUGGCGUUGAACUAUGGCCGGCGUCCUACCCUCGUCAUCUCCAUGCUGCUUUCUAUUGCUGUUACCGUGUGGACUGCGUAUGUGAAGACAAGAGGGGAAUUCUUCAUCAACCGCAUCCUCUUGGGGAUUUUGUGCUCUCCGCAAGAAACGCUGAUUGAAGUCGUUAUUGGAGAUAUAUACUUUGCUCAUGACCGCGGGUUUUACAUGGGUGCUUAUAGCUGGACGUUGUGGUGUGGUGCUUUCCUUGCCCCAGUGGCUUCUGGGUAUGUUGCUGAGAAUUUGGGCUGGCGAUGGAUUCAGUACAUACUGGCGUUGAUCUCGGCUGCAGUCACGGUUGUGACGUUCUUCUUUUUCGAGGAGACCAUGUUCUACAGAGACUUGCGUCCCGAGACAACGACGUUGAAUCCAAACCAGGCAGUUGCUGCGGUGCAAAACGGCCCAAUGGUAUCAGACACUGAAAAGAAGCAAGAUAUCCUGGAGCAAGAGACUAUCCCAUCCACACUCAUCACCACAGCAAACGUAUCAAACAUACCCCCCAGCACAAAGACAUAUCUACAGAAACUCAAGAUCUGGGGGUUCCGCCACCCAAAACAACCCAACACAUUCAAGCUCUUCUUCCUUCCUCUGCAACUCCUCUUCAUGCUUCCGGGAAUGGUAUUCGGCGGUUUUCUCGUCGGCGGCAUCCUAGCAUGGUACAACGUGGUAGGCGGUUCGCUCGCCCUCAUCCUCGGCAACGCACCCUACAACUUCAGCGCCAACAACAUCGGUCUCACCUACCUAGCGUGCGUUGUAGGCGUCAGCAUCGGUUGUUUCCUAUCAGGCUGGAUGUCUGAUGCCCUCGCGCUACGUCUUGCCCGUCGCAACGGCGGUGUCAUGGAGCCAGAGCAACGGCUGUGGACAUGUGUCAUUGCGCUGGUCAUGCAUCCUGCUGGGUGUUUACUCUACGGCGUUGGCGCAUCAUAUCACAUCCAUUGGGUGGCGGUUGUGUUUGGUCUUGGUCUCAUUUCUAUCACUUUGCCGAUGGGGGCUAAUCUUGCGUUUACGUAUAUCCUCGACAGUUAUAGGGAAGUAGCGGGAGAAGGAUUGGUGUCUGCGAUUCUUAUCCGCAACUUGAUGGGAUUUGCAUUUGGAUACGCCGUUGUGCCUAUGAUUGACAACCUUGGACUUCGGUAUGCUUUUGUGCUGAUUGCUGUUUUGGGAUUGGCUUUGUGGUGUAGUGCUAUUGUUAUGAUUUAUGCUGGGAAGCCUUUGAGACGGGUGACCGCGAAGUCGUAUUGGAAUUUGGUUGAGAGAUAUGGUGCGACGGCGCAUUGA
This is a messenger RNA of Pochonia chlamydosporia 170, 1644 nucleotides long. RefSeq names its product major facilitator superfamily protein. The record is from RefSeq and is a predicted model, not a curated record. Gene Ontology annotation, molecular function: transmembrane transporter activity. The transcript has 2 exons. NCBI's taxonomy places the organism in Eukaryota, Fungi, Ascomycota, Sordariomycetes, Hypocreales, Clavicipitaceae. Bases 1 to 1644 code for a protein of 547 amino acids. Gene Ontology annotation, biological process: transmembrane transport.